AUUCGGCACCAACAAGCCUGGACUAGUCCGGCAUCCAACACCGUGGAGGUCCGUAACUCGUCCAAGCAAGCCCUGUUGCCUGCAGCCAGCAGCAGAGGAAGAAGGAGGCAGAGGCGCCGGAGACUGUGCUGCCGGAGGUGGUGGAAGCACAGCUGGAGAGGGACCUGCUGGCGAGGAGACGCAGCUUCAUGUAUUGGCUGCAGCGCCUUCUUGGUGCACGUGGCCAGCUCCUGCCCGCUGGCGGCCAACGGCUCCAUGCUGGAUUUCAACUUGGCCCUCGUCUUCAACAAGAACCCGCUGGUCUGCUACGACCCCGACGCCCAGCGCUUCGUCCCCUGUGACUGGGGGCUGCUCCACCCCGUCGCCACCCAACUCGCUGCCAUCCUCAACAACGGCACCGCCUGGGUGCAGCGCGCCGAAGCCCGGCGUUGGGCUUGUGACGACCUGACCCCCCAAUUCUGGGCCCAGAUGGUGAUGUGGAGGAGUGAGGCCUGCAGCGCACGGGGGCUUUGCACAGGGGCAUCAUGCACAGGAGCUUUGCACGGGGACGUGGCGUGGGGUGUGGCGACAUUGCACAACAGGGACGUCGUGGGCCCCGGUGAGCACCCCCCCAUCUCCGCCAUCCCCAACGGUGACUGGACCUACCAGGCGCAGGUCACCUUGAUGGUGGCCCCGUUGGCCGGAGACACCUUCACGUGCUCAGUGCAACACGCCAGCCUGGACCGGCCCCUCCUGGAGGACUGGGGUCCCACCUUGUCGCCAGGGCUGAUGGGGAAGGUGGCUGCGGCCACUGUGCUGAUGGUGUUGGGGCUCAGCACCUUCAUUGCCGGCCUCUACCAGUACCGGGCCAGGCCACCGGCACUGGGUUACACUCCCCUCCCCGGAGACAACUCCCCUGCAGGAGGAGACCCAUCGGGCGGUGCGCGAAGCCGUAGAGAAGUUCAGCAGCAAGGUCCAGUCAUGGAGCUAGAAGUGGUGAAGCAAGGCCUCCGCGUGCUCUGGGAGCAACUGGCGCAGCGCUUUGCGUGGUCAGUAAGGCGCAUGGAGCUGCUGCGGUGUCUGCAGAACUUUCGGAUGGAGACGAGGGAGACGCCCGCAAACCUGGAAGAGGCGCAGAAGGCAGCAGAGGCUCUGGGGACCGAUGGAGCAGCCGGCAGAGGUUCUGUGCAGAGCUCCACAAACAUGGCAAAGAGCAAGGAGCUACUGCAGCAUAUGGAGGAGACCCAUCAGGAGGUGCGCGAAGCCAUAGAGAAGUUCAACAGCAAGUCUCCCAGUGCCCUGGGGCAGUGGGGUAGCGAGUGGGCGUGGCCCUGGGGCUGGAGGGGGGUGAGGGUGCCCAGGUGCCAGCCCAGCCGCCCGCAUGAUGCGCCCGGUGUUUUGCAGGGGGACAAGCACUGUGCCCAGAUGAAGGGCUGGCUGCAGGAGGAGAAGCGCUACAAUGAGGUGCUGCGCCAGGAAAUAGGGCAGCUUGACGAGGCCGUGGAGCAGGAAGAGAUCCGGUCCGGUGCUUAUCAGUGCAAGAUAAGCAAGUUGCUCAAUCCCUGCUCUCGCCCAAGCUGGACUCCCCCAGGGCCCCUUCUGCUGGCUCCUAAUGGCCCUGUAUUCGGCACCAACAAGCCUGGACUAGUCCGGCAUCCAACACCGUGGAGGUCCGUAACUCGUCCAAGCAAGCCCUGUUGCCUGCAGCCAGCAGCAGAGGAAGAAGGAGGCAGAGGCGCCGGAGACUGUGCUGCCGGAGGUGGUGGAAGCACAGCUGGUAAGGGGCAGACGGGUCCGUGGAGGUCACAGCCACUCGUGGGUAGCGGACUGCUACGGUAUGCAGUUUGUCUCGACGUUGCCGGCACACCACCAUUUCCCUGCGUUGCCGUCCUGCCUCGGAAGGCACUGCCCCCCCCCCCCCGCGAUCUGCGGUCGAGCACCACCGUGUGCAUGCGCGAGAGCCAGGGCGUGAAAAGUCUUCCCGAGGAGGCAGCAUGUACCACGCGACGGGUGCCGCUGUAA
This is a messenger RNA of Grus americana (Whooping crane), 2001 nucleotides long. RefSeq lists its product as uncharacterized. The record is from RefSeq and is a predicted model, not a curated record. Gene Ontology annotation, biological process: antigen processing and presentation of exogenous peptide antigen via MHC class II; immune response; immunoglobulin production involved in immunoglobulin-mediated immune response. Gene Ontology annotation, cellular component: MHC class II protein complex; membrane. NCBI's taxonomy places the organism in Eukaryota, Metazoa, Chordata, Aves, Gruiformes, Gruidae. Gene Ontology annotation, molecular function: MHC class II protein complex binding.